UCAUAUCUGUAACAUCGCAACAUCGGUAAAGGAGGUCGACUCAAUACUGUCAAAUAAAAUACUCCCUUCAACUCGGAUAGUGCAAAUUAUGGCGCAAAUUUCGACCGGUGGAGCAACCUUAUCGUUGCAACUCGAGGAAGUUGGUCGUCAGAAGGAGGGCGUGGCGGCGGAGGAGUCGGACGACUCUAUGCAGGAUGAAUAUUCGGAGGCGUGGUACGACUUGGGCGCACCCAUCCAACUCCCACUGCUGAAAUAUCUCAUCAGCACCAUUCAGUACGUUGUGGACAACUUUUUUCUCAUUAAAAACACGUACAAUGCACUAACUUACACGGGAUCAGAAGACAUGACUCAUCCGAAAAUUAUAGCUGCUGCAAUUUUGGGACUUCAUCUGAUCUCUGCUUUCUUAAUAUCAAUUAUUGAUUCCUUAAAUAAAGAUGCAAUUUCCGGAAGUCGAGGCAAGUAUCUGAAUAAAAAGCACAAAUCUCUAAUAUUAUUCAGGCUGCUGGCACAUCUCACGCUAACCAUGAAAUUAUUUAGAUAUACAACUGCGUUUUUAGAGAAUAGGCGAAGGAAUCAACAACUUCACAUCCUUCGAAUGAGGAGGGUCAAUAUUUCCAGAAAAGAAAUACAGUUUGUAGUUGAUCAAAAGAAAAAUCAGCUAGUUGAAAGCCACUACGAUUUGGUUGAGUCAUUUUUUAAAACGGUCCCGGCUGCAUUGCUCCAAGUAUUUUUUAUGUUCGAAACAAAUCGGAAUGCUAAACUGAGGCUGUACUCGACUGUCGACCAGGAUAGAUUCGCCACCGUUUUUUUCACAAUAAUCACGGCGUCUAUAUCCGCUGCUAAUUAUCAAGUGGACUAUUUGACUUACAAGAAGGUGCUACACUUUCAAGAUUGCUUCCGAUCUGGAUUUCGUCAUCAGAUUAAUCUCAAAAUACCAGGCGACAUUUUCCUAAUUGCAAACAUUCCCGUUCAAAUUUUAACAAUUGGAAUCCGGAUGUGUUUUUAUUCUAUAUUAAUAUUCUGGAGCCCUGUGCAGUUUUUUAUUACAAUGUCCGUAAUAUUACUAGUGAAUUGGCUGGUGACAUUUUAUAUUAAUCAAACGGCGUGGAGAUUUCGACCUGUUUUAGAAAAUCCAUUAUACGGAAUACCCUGGCUCUGUUUUGACAUAAUUGACCUUUGGAUUAAUUUAUUCAUUCCUGGAGUUCACUACCCAAAACCAGUGGAUCAUUUUUUAAACUUUUACACGACUCUGAUCACCGGUAUUGUAAUUUUCAGGGGAUUUGAUUUUCUAACGCCAGCAACAACAUCAACUGCACCUCAGUUUUUUCCAAUCUCCGACAGCACUAACAGUUCUUCCAAUAUUUCCACAAUAAUUCCGCAAUCAUUUAUUUAUGCGUCCAAAACUGGUGAAAAUAAUUCAACAGAAGAAGCAGAACAUGACUCUGUAUAUUUUAUUGGAACAUUAAUCCAGAGGUUGGUCACGAUUCACGAGUAUCUUACGUUCAACCAAAUUUCUUACGCUGGCUUUUUCUACAACGUUGUAAAAUACAUGAACAUUAUCAAUUUAAUAUCCUUCGGUUACACGUGUCUCAUGAAUUAUCUGCACCUUUACGAUCUGGAUUUCCCGAUCCAAAUAGUGAACAACUUUUACUUGUCAAUGUUUAAUUCUCUCAAUAAAUCCAGGCUCUCUAAUCCAGACUGUUCUUCCCACCUCCUUUAUUCUGUCAAGGAUGAAACAUUUAUAAUAUUCUCGAUGCUUCCAAAUUCAAGAUUUUUUCGAAACUUACAAUCCAUCAAGAAACGUCGUUGGGACUCUUUCGACCAAAACGAAUUAGACAAGUUGGUCGACCAACUGGAAGAGGAAGGAAACACGACAAGACAAUCCUCUUGCUUGGUUUGGCUCGACAAGUUUUUAAAGUCAAUUUCUCCAGUGUUGUAUCCAGCAAGAUUUAGAGAAGCGAAAUUUAAUUGGGAUAUUCCAACAGACAAAUUCUCAAUCAUACGGUCGUUACAAAGUCAUCCAUUGCGUGAGCAGAUAAUAAUGUUCAUUAAUGAUUUUUACGAACAUGCGAAAGAAGAUCGUAAACUAUUGUUGGCAGUGUUUUGUGCUAAUUAUAAUGAAAUAGUGAGACAUUAUACGUCACUGCGACUUAAAAAGACGUUUCAAUUUUUUGACAUUCCGAUUGAAAAGGGUAAAGUGUACUGCAGACCUCGUACCCCUGACGGACAAAAAAUUAAGUAUGACUAUGAGCUUGGCCAUUUAGACCGCAUUAUUAGAGAAAUACGAGGUAAAGUGAAAGAUUUCCCUAGUAUGUACAUACGUAAAUAAAUACAUAUGUAUAUAGUGUACAAUUGUGCAUUCGUUUAUAUUUUAUACACAUUUACAAGUAAAACUUAUAAACGCGAAAAUUAAUUAUUUAUUGUUUCAUUUGAAGGUA
Molecule: messenger RNA, 2438 nt
Organism: Folsomia candida
Lineage: Eukaryota; Metazoa; Arthropoda; Collembola; Entomobryomorpha; Isotomidae
Exons: 7
Coding region: 89-2329 (746 amino acids)
Source: RefSeq, a predicted model, not a curated record